Schistosoma turkestanicum is the source of this 2800-nucleotide messenger RNA. Lineage: Eukaryota; Metazoa; Platyhelminthes; Trematoda; Strigeidida; Schistosomatidae. The record is from the annotation of a GenBank genome assembly.
GCUACUUUGAUCUUACUGAGCGUUUUUUUCAGCUGUCAUACCAUCAGUUUUGACUGCCAAGUUUUUUAUAAUUUCUACUUGUUUACUGUUAAUAGCCAAGGUUCUGUUUAUUGAUAGAAGGAUCUGCUCGGUUUCUUUUUUUGCUUACACUCGGCUGUAGGCAAAUGUUUGACGAUAUAUAUUGUAACAAGUCUACCUGUAAUUCCAAACAAAACUAAAGAUAAUGUGAUCAGCACUAAUGGCACUUAUCAAACUGUUGCAAAAUGCCAUCCACUCAAACUGCGGAUGCUGAGCGAGACCCGCGCUACUGUCGCCAGUGGAAAUGUCAGGUUUCAGUGGGUGAAUUAUAUAGAUGGAUUUUGGCAAAACUUUCUGACAAAGAUAUUAAGCGGGCCCUGCAUAAAUACCGAGAUUUAAUGCCUAGACAAUCAGAUUGGAAUAGAAAACUUACACAGGCUACGAGUAUGCCAGAGCUUGGUUUCCGAUAUUUGUAUCGAUGUGGACAGAUAGAUGAAAGUAAUCAUAGAACUAUGCAGAAAAUGCUAAAGUACAUCGAUCGUCAAGAUGUUUUGCCAUAUUUUGAUACAAUUUUAUACAAUACCAACCAUUCAAAUUGUUCUCUGGAAGAACUGCAAAAAGUUCUUUUGGAUAAAGUUAAUGUGUUUCUAGAAUAUUCCUCUACAUUAUCUGAAGAAGAGGUACAUCCAGAGCCUGCAUAUGAAAUUAUACGACGUCAACCAGUUGAAGGAUCACGAGUUACAAGAUUAAGUCUGAAGCGAAAAUCAUCUGUCGGUAGUCCUGGUAAUAUUGCAUCUGUGAAACGAGGGCGCCGGUCUAUUGGAUGUUCAUCAGAGACAUGUCAAGUUAGUGAUUUUGAAAAUUCACCUCUUCGAAACUGUGGCAAAGUGCGAUCAGCAAUUAUUUCCAAUUCAUUAAAUGGUCCUGUUGUGCAUACCAUGCUUUCAGCGUCACUUAUUAGUAUGUUGGCAUCUUUACAUACUACUUUAUCUCAGUCGUUUGAUAAUCCCGGUGUUUCAUCAGUAAUCCCUAAUACAUUUAAUACCAAUAAAACUGGAGGUUGUGUCGACAAUCAGAGCUCUUCUAUUCCUAAGAAUCCUUUGAUUUUUCAUUUACUGGCUAUAAUCCCACAUUUGAUUUCUGUUUCACGUGCUGCGAAUCAGUUAUCUAAUCCAAGUCUACUAUCUAAUCCGACACUACCUUCUCGGGUAUCGAAUCUUCCAAAUAAUAUAAAUAAUAACAAUAAUGCAGGGAUUUUCGGUCCAAGAUUUCCUGGCAUUCAUAACCGACCAGUAAUCAAUGCAGAUAGACGACUACCUCAGCAGGUCCAGGAACAUGUAGAUCCUGCUGCUCCAGGCGUUGUAGAUAAUUUAAAUCAUGAGCAGAAUGUUCCGGAGCCAAUGCACCCUGUUAUGCCUGGCAUCCGUGUGCCAUUCAUCAACCCUCCUAACAUGGAAGGGGAUCGUCCAGGUGGACUUAUGUUUGCACCUCAACCUAAUGUUCGACUUGCAGAUAGUGGAUCCCCUCCUGUAGUCUCUCAACAUUCAACAAAUCCUCCUGUUCUAUUAAAGCAUGUUGUUUUAUCAAGUGGAGGAAUAGGUAUCACUACCUCGCCACAUGAUUCAGUAAUCCAUUAUUACUGUAAUAUUAAACUGCAUGUCAAUAUUGAUUUUGGUCCUUCUACAGAAAGUUUAAGAAGAAUUCAAACAGUUCGUCAAGACUUUUUAGAACGACAGAUUGAUUUUUUUGUACAAGCAUCGAAUUUAUUAAAAACUCGUUCACCGAAUGAAUUUAUUUGUAAUCUACAAUUUACACGACUUAAUCAACUGGAAGAUUUUUGGGCUGAUUAUCAAUCAGGAGCAUUACGACAUUAUCUCAUGUCUGUACUGAGAAGUGAAAGAAAUCGAAGCUUCUUUGGUGAACCACCACAACAAGUACCUUCCCAGUCGUCAUCAUCUGUUGAACAACAUGUUGUGCCUGAUGCUGUAGGUCAACAAAAUCAAGUGUCAAAUGCUGUAGACAAUGAAAGAAUAGAUAUAGCUGUCCCUUCAAUGCCUAGUAAUGCACCACAAAGUUCAACUGAAAACAAUUCCAAUGAUGUAGUCAGUAGCAGUAGUGUGACGCCAACCAAUCCAAAAUCGUUUGGAUCAAAUUCAUUAGAACAUUCUAAUCAUAGUCCCAUAUAUUCAACCACUAAUUUAGCCUCAUCUUUAAAUAUGGCACAAGAUCAAAAUUCACUCAAUAUGUUAACAGCUUGUAUUGAAGCAUUGGAUCGUUCGUUCCAUCGUAUGAGACGUCGUGAAGUCACUAGUUCAUCUUUGCCUACAGAACAAGUGAAUGACUUUAUUAGAUUUGAAUUGAAUUUAUUUGUUUCACGUAGAGAAUAUGAGAAUGGUCGAUGUUUAUUAAUGCGUAAUUUACGUUUUAUGCCGAGUUUAUGUCAGUUAGUUUCAGCAUCGUCAACAAUGUCACCAGAUAGUACUGUUAAUUCUGUCAAUACAACAACACCAUAAGAUCUCCAGCAAAAAAAAAACGAUACGGAAAAUUCUUAUAAAGUCUUUCUGAAUUAUGUUUUUUUUUAUUUACUUGAGAAGAAUAAAAAGCUGUGCUGUUCGGUUCUUUGACAUUUUUUCCGUUCUAUAUAUUACUUGUAUGUGUUGUAUUGUUUUUUUUUUAGGAAACGUUUCUAUGUCUUAUAAAAAAUGAAACCGCUGUUACUUACUUUUUCAAUCUGAAUGUCAGCAAUGGACAAUAAAUAUAUCUUUGUCAAGAAAAAACACUU